AUGGCCAAAGGGCCAACCGCGUCAUCUCCGCCUGCGGCUACUCCGCUAAAACGGUCGGAUUCGAGUACACAAAAUAUGAAGAACCAGAAGUCAAUUCUAGGGUUCUUCCAAAAGUCUUCCCCGUCAACCCCAUCCACCCGUUAUGCGGAACCUGCCUCCUCCCCGGCGCAGAGGGCCUCAGUCUCUCGGCCGGUGAAGCGCGAAGAUAAGCCCGGGAAGGCUGCGUCCAAGUUCACGAAAGACUUACCUCCUGUGCCGAGCAGUGAGCUCGACCUACCUGAAGAGCAGGAAACCAAGAAGCAGCUCAGCCCUGAAGAUGUGAAAAAUGCCUCGGAUUCUCCGUCACGUCGUUCGGCGAAGAAAGUCAACUACGUUGAAUCCGACUCCGAAGGUGAAGACAACGAUGACGAGAUCUUUCAUCCGUCUCGCAAGAGCAAUCGAGCUUCGAAGAGGAGGAAACUCUCACCAGAAAGCGAGGAUGAGUUCAAAGAUGAUAUACACAAUGCAGAAUACUCUGACGACGAAUUGGACGAUUUUGUUGUCCCAGACGGUUCUGAAGACGAGGUGAAGCCGUCUAAAAAGCGCAAGAAGCCGGCUAGCCAGCCAAAGAGCAACUCCUCCUCUUUGCUUCCACCACCUGCGGUUGAAGACCUUGAUCUCGACCUUCCCGAUGCCACAUCAGGCUCCGCUCAGAAGUGGACUUACGACCCUGAAAAUUCAGAACCUCGCGAGGCUCGUGCCGUGAGAUCGACCAGCAAAACUACAUCAAGCUCUGCCAAACCAAAAGCUCAUACUACCGAGCCUGAGCAACGCUAUCCCUGGCUUGCUAAUGUCCGGGACAUUGACGGCCAUCCUAUCGGUGACCCCGCAUACGACCCCAGAACGCUUUAUAUUCCUCCUCUCGCCUGGUCUAAGUUCUCUCCAUUCGAGAAGCAAUACUGGGAGAUCAAGCAAAAGUUCUGGGACACCGUGGUCUUUUUCAAGAAGGGCAAGUUCUAUGAAUUAUACGAAAAUGAUGCCACAAUUGGGCACCAGUUGUUUGACUUGAAACUCACCGAUCGUGUGAACAUGCGCAUGGUUGGAGUCCCGGAAUCGAGCUUGGACCAAUGGGCCAAUCAAUUCGUGGCCAAAGGCUUCAAGAUAGCGAGAGUUGACCAAUCCGAAUCAGCUCUUGGGAAAGAAAUGCGUGAACGAAACGGCAAGAAGGGCGGUGGAAAGGAAGAUAAGAUCAUUAAACGAGAGCUCGCCUGUGUUCUCACGGCAGGCACGUUGGUUGAGGGUGCUAUGCUUCAGGACGAUAUGUCGACCUUUUGCGUUGCGAUCAAAGAAGCCAUCAUUGAGGACCGUCCAGCUUUUGGUAUCGCUUUUGUUGAUACUGCCACGGGUCAGUUCUUCCUCACAGAAUUCGUUGAUGAUGUGGAUAUGACAAAGUUCGAAACUUUUGUGGCGCAGACACGCCCACAGGAGCUUCUUCUUGAAAAGUCAACUGUUUCCCAGAAAGCCCUGCGCAUAUUGAAAAACAAUACUGGUCCGACAACGAUCUGGAACCACCUCAAGCCAGGGAAAGAGUUCUGGGAGGCCGAUAUCACAGUCAAGGAGCUCGAUGUGAGUGAGUACUUUGUCUCUCCGGACAAUGACAAUAUCCACGCAUGGCCAGAGGCUCUUCGCCAGGCCCGUGACAAGGAGCUAGUUAUGUCGGCCUUCGGAGCUCUAGUACAAUAUCUCAGACUACUCAAGAUUGAGCGGGACUUGAUAACCAUUGGCAAUUUUUCAUGGUACGAUCCAAUCAAAAAGGCCUCCAGUCUUGUCUUGGAUGGCCAGACUCUGAUCAACAUGGAGAUUUUCGCCAAUUCCUUUGAUGGAGGCAUUGACGGUACACUAUUCCAACUACUCAAUCGGUGCAUGACACCCUUCGGGAAAAGAUUAUUCAAACAGUGGGUAUGCCAUCCUUUGGUAGAUCCAAAGCGAAUCAACGCCCGGUUAGAUGCAGUGGAUGCCCUGAACGCUGAUUCCAGUGUACGGGAUCAAUUUUCUUCGCAACUCACAAAGAUGCCUGAUCUCGAGCGCCUCAUAUCCCGCAUCCAUGCGGCCAACUGCAAAGCACAAGACUUCGUGCGAGUCCUCGAAGGGUUUGAACAAAUUGAGUACACCAUGAGUCUUCUCAAGGACAGUGGCUCAGGUGAAGGCGUUAUUGGGCAGUUAAUAAAAUCCAUGCCUGAUUUGACAGAGUUAUUGGAGUAUUGGAAGACAGCAUUUGACCACUCCCGAGCAAGAGAAAAUGGCAUCCUUGUUCCCAAGCCCGGCGUUGAAGAGGACUUUGACAACUCUCAGGAGAGCAUUCAACAGCUACAUCAAGACCUUGAAGAUCUCCUGAAGCGGACCCGGCGGGAGUUGGGCUCUACAGCGAUCUGCUAUAGAGAUAAUGGGAAAGAGAUUUACCAGAUGGAAGUACCAAUCAAGGUGAAGAACGUGCCGAAGAACUGGGAUCAGAUGUCAGCUACCAAGCAAGUUAAACGCUACUAUUUUCCGGAACUGCGAACGACCAUCCGCAAGCUACAAGAAGCCCAGGAGACGCAUAGCCAGAUUGUCAAAGAGGUCACCAAACGAUUCUAUACACGAUUUGACGAGCAUUACUCCACCUGGCUCUCUGCUGUCCGCGUUAUCGCACAGCUUGACUGCCUGAUCAGCUUGGCCAAAGCCUCCUCUAGCCUUGGUGAGCCAAGUUGUCGCCCUGUAUUUGUCGACCAGGAACGGAGCGUUCUUGAAUUCGAGGAGCUCCGCCAUCCGUGCCUUCUUUCCUCUGUCGAUGAUUUUAUCCCCAAUGAUAUUCAACUUGGCGGCAGUGCGCCCAAUAUUGACUUACUUACCGGCGCAAACGCGGCCGGAAAGUCCACUCUUCUUCGCAUGACCUGCGUUGCUGUGAUUAUGGCUCAGAUUGGGUGUUAUAUGCCCUGCAAAUCUGCCCGGCUGACCCCCGUUGAUCGUAUCAUGUCACGCCUCGGAGCUAACGACAACAUCUUCGCCGCGCAGUCAACUUUCUUCGUUGAGCUUUCUGAGACAAAGAAAAUACUCUCGGAAGCCACACCCCGCUCUCUCGUCAUUCUCGACGAGCUAGGCCGUGGAACCAGCUCUUACGACGGAGUUGCAGUUGCGCAAGCUGUCCUCCACCACGUCGCCACGCACAUUGGUGCCCUUGGCUUUUUCGCUACUCAUUACCACUCCUUGGCUGCUGAGUUUGAGAAUCACCCUGAGAUCAAACCAAAACGCAUGAAGAUCCACGUGGACGACGAGGAGCGGCGCGUCACGUUCCUGUAUAAAUUAGAAGAUGGCGUCGCAGAAGGUUCGUUCGGUAUGCAUUGUGCUGCAAUGUGUGGCAUCUCCAAUAAGGUCAUCGAGCGCGCCGAAGUUGCAGCCAAGCAGUGGGAGCACACCAGCCGGCUUACGGAGAGCCUUGAGCGCAGGAAGGGCGGCGGGCUUAUCGGGCUCGGCUGGUGGAGUGAUGUAGCAUGGGCUCUUCGUGAGACGAGUGCGGGUGACGAGGACAACUCUGUCGUGGUUACGGAUAGAAGCUUGGAGGUUCUUCGGAGAGCUAUCGAAGCCCUCUGA
Aspergillus mulundensis is the source of this 3606-nucleotide messenger RNA. RefSeq names its product mismatch repair ATPase MSH6. Gene Ontology annotation, cellular component: MutSalpha complex; nucleus. Gene Ontology annotation, molecular function: mismatched DNA binding; ATP binding; ATP-dependent DNA damage sensor activity. The transcript has 5 exons. Gene Ontology annotation, biological process: mismatch repair. The record is from RefSeq and is a predicted model, not a curated record. Bases 1 to 3606 code for a protein of 1201 amino acids. Lineage: Eukaryota; Fungi; Ascomycota; Eurotiomycetes; Eurotiales; Aspergillaceae.